AUGGGACCCCCCAGCAGCCGCCCGGCAGCCUGUCCACACCUGGGAUUCCCUCCGCGCCCCCUCUCCCGGCAUCGUAGGCACCCCUGGGGUCACGCCUUGUGCUCGGGCACCUGCUGGCUGCUCUGCACGCGGCAGGAGGUGCUGCCCACCGCCAGCCAGUCGGUGCAGACGUGCUGCCUUCUCUGCCACCGGGAGCGCAAGGACUGGGGUGGCCCGUCCCACAAUGGGCUGGUGUCCCCGGGCGAGCGGCUGCCCCCAGAUUUCGUGCCAGCCCUGGUGCAGAACCUGCUGGGGGAGAUGCCGCUGUGGAUCUGCCAGAGCUGCCGCAAGAGCGUGGAGGAAGAGGAGCGGCGGGCGGUGCAGGAGCAGGCACUGGCGGUCUCCUUGUCACGCACGUCCUGCAAGGCACAGUCCUGCGGUGGUGGCUCCCACUCCUCGUCCUCGUCCUCAUCGUCAUCGUCCUCGUGCCACGGGAACUCGGGGGACUGGGACCCCAGCUCCUUCUUGUCCGCCCACAAGCUCUCGGGCCUCUGGAACUCCCCACACGCCAAUGGAGCUGCGCAGGGCAGCCCUGCGGGGCCCCCCACCGUGCUAGGUGAGAAGCACACGGGCCUGGCCCUGUCUGCAGAGUGCGUUAGCCAGGCCCCCACAGUGGCACCAGGGCUCAAGGCCUGUCCCUACAGCCAUGCGGUCUCCCCAGCCCCCGGCGGUGCUGCCCCAGGCACGCCUCUGCCUACCUCACUCGACUUCUGCAAGGCGCUGCCCAAACAGUUCAAGAGCAUGUGCCGGAGACCCACCCCACCAGGCGAAGCCUUCCAUGCCCCAGAGCACCACCGGCACUCGGACCUCACCGCUCCACCCAACAGCCCCACCGGCCUCCCCACCCAGCCCCCCGCUCUGGCGCCUGCCAAGCAGCCGCCUGCCCACCCAGGCCCCUUCGGCCCUCUGCCGCACGUCCCCCUGGGCACUGCCCCACCAGCACCGCCCUUCCCCGUGCCUGCCCCCAAGCCAGUGGCCGAGCCAGCCUCUGCGGGCCCCGUUGUGCACGGCCAGGGGUCCUACAAGAGCCCGCACCUGCCCCCCGCCAACGUGCCACUUCUGAAAAUGCCACCACCGCUCUCCGGCUGCUCCCACCCCUGCAACGGACACUGCAGCGGUGCCCUGAUCCCGCCAGCCACCCCCCACCCACUGCCCAGCGCCAACAGGGACUCCUCGUGCAAAGGGCACAAGUUCACAAAUGGUGCCGGGUGCCACCCGCCCCAGUCGUGUGAGGCAGACGAGGGCCUGGGCGAGGACGAGGACAGCAGCUCCGAACGCAGCUCCUGCACCUCAUCUUCCACCACCCAGAAGGACGGGAAGUUCUGCGACUGCUGCUACUGCGAGUUCUUCGGCCACAAUGCGCCCCCAGCAGCCCCAACGAGCCGGAACUACGCAGAGAUCCGGGAGAAGCUGCGCUCCCGCCUCACCAAGCGCAAGGAGGAGCUGCCGCAGAAGCUGGGCCCGGGCAGUGGUGCGGGGGAGCCGGCCGUGGACCACCGUGAUGUGGACGAGCUCCUGGACUACAUCAACAGCACGGAGCCCAAGCCCCUGAACAGUGCCAAGGCCGCCAAGCGGGCACGGCACAAGCAGAAGAAGAAGGAGAAGGAGAAGGCGCAGCUGGAGGCGGAGGCACAGAAGCGGGUGGAGCGCAGGCCCCUGGCUGGGCCGGAGGAUGAGCUGCUGGAGUGGCCAGAGCUGGAGCUGGAGAGGGUGAACAGCUUCCUGAGCAGCCGGCUGCAGGAGAUCAAGGACUCCAUCCGCGCCAGCUUCAGCGUCUACGACCUCAACCUGGACGUGGAUGACUUUCCCAAGAAGGCGGCUGUGCUGGAGCAGAAGGGCCUGCUUGCCCACCUCAACGGCUCUGCCGACCCACCCGACAUCGGCCUCGACCUGGCACCGCUCAGCCUGGGCCCUGUGCUGGGUCACGAGCCAGGCCCCCGGUGGGGCGAGCACCCGGGUGAGGCCACUGAGAAUGGCGUGGUGCGGCGCCUGAGUGCUGUGCCCAGCCUGUCCCGCAUGAUCUGGGUCCAGUCCCCCAAGGCGAUGGACUCUGGCCAGGAGAGCAGCGGGUCUGGCCCAGAGCCCAAGGGGCCAGAGCCACUGGAGCCAGCACCUGCUGGGGGCAAGCAGAGGAAAAGCAAGCGGCAGAGCGGCCUGGGGAGGAAGGGGGAUGGUACGGCAGUACUGGGGGGCCCAGCCCAGCUGGACAGCCCUGGCACGAAGGGGCAGGUGCUGGGAGCCAAGCACCCUUCGAAACCCAGCACCGUCUCUGAGCUCCUGUGGGGCGGCAGCGUGGAGCCAGGCGAGGUCGGCAAGGGGCAGGGCUGGGGCUGUGGCGGCCCCCGGCCCGAGGAGCGGACCAGUGAGCGGAAAGGCCGGAGGGGUGAGGGCAGGGCCGAGCAGUCAGAGCCCAUGCAGCUGCCCCCUGCGAUCGCUGGGGACCGGCAGACCGCCCAGCCCCCUGCCCUGGCCAGCUCCCCCCAGCCCAAGGGCAAGAGCCGGAAGAGCAGGAACAAGGCAGACAAGGCCAACCCGUCCAUCGAUGAUGUGUUUCUGCCCAAGGAUGUGGAUGGGGUGGAGAUGGACGAGACAGACCGAGAAGUGGAGUAUUUCAAGAGGUUCUGUCUGGACUCGGCGAAGCAAACCCGGCAGAAGGUGGCUGUGAACUGGACCAACUUCACCCUGAAGAAAACCACUUCGAGUGCUGCUCAGUGAGGUGCGGGGGCCCCGGCCGCCCCCGCCGCCCACAGACACUCGCCUCACUGUGCCCCCACCUCCUCCUGGGCUUACCUGUCACACGAAUGUGGAGCCCCCAACCCGGGAAUGCCAGGACUGCAUCCCCCCAGCCUGGCACAGCCCCGGGUCCCCAUCCUUGGCCAUAGGCAGCUGCCCCCCGCCCCGCCCUGACCUGACCUGACCUGACCCAGCCCAUAAGGGUACUGCCUCCUCCUGGCGCUCUGCAGUGCCCUGCUGGGAGCUCGCCGGCCUGGCGCUGCCCCGCACCCUGCGGGGAAGGACCAUGCUGGAUCCAAUAAAGAACUUUUUAAUUUUU
Gavialis gangeticus (Gharial) is the source of this 3091-nucleotide messenger RNA. It is a transcript of the gene FAM193B, whose product is annotated as family with sequence similarity 193 member B. The transcript is spliced from 11 exons. Gene Ontology annotation, cellular component: cytoplasm; nucleus. The record is from RefSeq and is a predicted model, not a curated record. NCBI's taxonomy places the organism in Eukaryota, Metazoa, Chordata, Crocodylia, Gavialidae. Bases 1 to 2754 code for a protein of 917 amino acids.